Molecule: messenger RNA, 1480 nt
Organism: Labrus mixtus (cuckoo wrasse)
Lineage: Eukaryota; Metazoa; Chordata; Actinopteri; Labriformes; Labridae
Exons: 6
Coding region: 326-970 (214 amino acids)
Biological process (GO): regulation of double-strand break repair; protein polyubiquitination; DNA damage response
Cellular component (GO): nucleus
Molecular function (GO): RNA binding
Source: RefSeq, a predicted model, not a curated record
UAAAAAUGCGCCUCGUGUUUACAGGCAGCCGUCAAAAAAAUCUGUUCCCAAACUGCACCUGUUAUAACCCUUGAUAUUUGGGUCUUAUUUUAGAUUUUUUUUACAUGAGUGCAUAUAGGGGACAAGCACGGAAUCUAUAAGACAGUCGUUGCAUUGGAAACCUUCUUUUUUAUCAUGCAUUUUGUACAUUAUUUUGUGGACUAAAAUGUUAUGCCAUGAGAAGCUGUGAAUCAAGAAGUAGUCAGAGGUUCAAGUCAAUAGGUAAAACUGUUGAUCAUGCAGUUACAGUGUCGUAAUAACGUCUGUGUACGGUGAGAAGUCAAACAUGGAAGAAAAGGAAGAUCUGGAGACACUUGGUGAGAAACUGUAUUCUCUGAUUUACCCCGAACACAAAGACAUUGCUGGAAAACUCACAGGUAUGUUGCUGGAGCUGCCAUGUCCUGUCCUGAGUCGGAUGCUGCAGGAUGAAGCCACGCUGACCAAGGCUGUGGAGAAAGCCCUCAGAGCCCUGCAGCUUGCCCAGGAGCCAAGCAACCUAACAUGUAAAGACGAGGACGAUGUGUCUGCAUCCUCUGACUCUUUGGGGGAGCAGCUGUUUGAGCUGGUUGAUGUUUACAAUACCGGCCACUCACAGAAAAUCACAGGAAUGCUUUUGGAGCAGCACAAAGAGGCUGUAUUAAACCUUCUUUCAGAUCCAAAGCUGCUGGAGGAGCAUGUGAACUCUGCCCAAAAGACGCUUCAGGAGCAGAAUGUGGAGGAGACAGACAUAAGCGACUUGUCGGACACUGAUGACACAGAAAAGUUGGGAGAGAAGCUCUUCUCACUGGUGGAGGAGCUGGAUCCUCUACAUGCAAAUGAUAUCACAGGUAUGCUGCUGGAGAUGGACCCAGCUGCUCUCCAACAGCUGCUCGGUGACAACACCAUGCUGAAGGUUGCUGUUCAGAAAGCACAAGCAGCACUGGACACAUAGGACAUGGACUGUCUCUACUUGAUCAGAAUGACAACGUUUUACACAGAGACUAACACAUUAACAUGAAUGACUUUGAUGAAUCAAAUAAAAAUGCUGGUAAAGGUUGACGCAUCAAUCCAGGACAUCAUAACCGUACAAAGUCAGCUAUUGAAUGACCAGCUACAUUUGUUUUAUACUGAUUUUUGACCUGACUGCUGUCGCUUUACUUUUGAAUUGACCUUCUGUAAAUGUAGAAGAGUCAACUAUCUCAAAGUAUCUUUUUAUACACAUGUGCUGUCUAAUGACAUAAUGAAUCUGCCUGUUUUUUCUGCUCAUCAGAUUAAUUAUUGCUUGUUGAAAAUGUGAAAAAAAAAUUGUUAGUCUGUAAAAUGAGUUGCACAGAUAAUUAUUGCAAACAAUCUUGCCACAUUUUUUUAAAAUUGUGUUUUUGUACUGUACCUACGAUGAUGUUGAAAUAUAUUUGCUAACAGAAACUAUAAAAGAUAAUAUAUAAACCAAGAACUAAUCAUA